CUAGGUUCACAUAUGUGCUGGUGGUGCCGCUGCUGAUCAGUGCGAAAAAUCUGUGCAGCCGCACAGAGAAAUGUGGACACACAGAUGGGUGCCAUUAGUUCUAAUGGCAUGCCACCCGCACUGUCAAACGCAACCGUACUGGGAACUGAGGUUCCUGUGCGGGCUGCAUUUUUCCAAAGACGUGCAGGGACUUCUUCCCUGUGUGUCACGGUGCACGGGAGUCCAUUCAAAUGAAUGGGCUCUCGUACCCACACAAAACACAGCCCGCACGGCUGUAUAUAUGUGAACCAGGGGUAAAUAC
This is a messenger RNA of Staurois parvus, 301 nucleotides long. The record is from the annotation of a GenBank genome assembly. Lineage: Eukaryota; Metazoa; Chordata; Amphibia; Anura; Ranidae.